AUGCAAGUUGUGCCUAUGGGAACAAUGAAUCGUCCAACACCGACAGUCAGAGCGUCGACAAACGCCCAAGUGGUGAAGAUGGUGCAGUUGGAAGGUAAAACAAGAUUGCCCCAACGAAUGCAAGAGGCUGUUGUGGACAUUGGAAACUUAGUAAUGGCUGCUCAACAUAACGGAGCUAAUGGAGAGGUAUGUUUUUAGUUUUUAUGUGUUUUUGGUUUAGGAUGCUCAACUUUUGGAUAUUAACAUUGGUUGUUUGAGGAAGUGACGACAAUAUUGUUGUAGUUGGUUUAUUGGUCGUUAUAUUUAGUCAAAAGCUAGUAUUUUCUUGAGAUUAUUUAUAAAUAGCAGUUUCUGACUAUUCUUUCAUUUUAGGCUACCACUUCACAUCAAGUUAUCAGAGCUACAAGUGCUACUGAAUCGGUGCUGAACAACACAGCGUACAGUCUAAAACGGCUUGACAAUACUAUUGAAAAAGCUGCCCUGAAGUAUGUUUUUUCAAUUUAUUUUUAUAAUUUUAGGUUGUCUGUUUUACAUUUUAUCUUUUAAAACACGUUUUUCCUAAUAAUCGAGCGCUUUUGAAACCUGAGUCGACAUAAAAAAAUCGAUAUCCCCAAAUCUCUUGAAAUUUUCAAAAUUUACUCUUCGUAGCAAGAUAAACAAAGUUGCUUAAACAAGUUUUUCCAAAAUUACCGUAUUCGGGGUUACGGUAAUGUCGGUCGAAUUUGAAAAUUUCAAGAAAUUUGAGGACAUCGAUUUUUUUAUGUCGACCAGGCAUCUCGAGCCUUACAAAAAACGUGUUUUAACUGAUUAUCCGAUAUUAUACUUGGUACAACUUACCUCAACUAAACUUUUUGUUAUAACUUUUUCAAUAUCCAACUAGUUUGUGCCAUUUUAACAGUAAAUUAUAGUGUAAUGUUUAUUCUCUCUUUUUAAAUGUAAUUUACUAACAAUCGUAUCAUUUUAGGAAUGCUCUAAUCGAGAGAAGGUGA
Messenger RNA from Bursaphelenchus okinawaensis, 989 nucleotides. The record is from the annotation of a GenBank genome assembly. NCBI's taxonomy places the organism in Eukaryota, Metazoa, Nematoda, Chromadorea, Rhabditida, Aphelenchoididae.